AUGACAGCGAAAUCGACGGAACGACAGAGCCUCUUGAAAUCGCCUUCGACUCCCUCGGAGGUAUCAGACGAUACAUUACAAGAUGAAUCUGUUCAAAGAGAUUAUGGGGCUGUAGAGAGUGCCUCUGUUCCAAAGAUUGAAGAGAAAGUUCCAAAGAAAUUCAAAGAGAUAUGGGUAUUAUUCCUAGGUCUAGCUUUCGCUGUCUUUUGCAGUGCUCUGGGAAUGACCAUUGUUGCUAAUCUGACUAUUGAGAUCGGGUCUUAUUUCCACGCUGGAGCUUUGUCAUCAUGGCUUGGUACUGGGUUCCUGAUAGGGUUAACAGCUAUGACGCCUUUAUACGGAAGACUGGCUCAGGUGAUGGGUCGAAAAGGAGUAAUGCUUUUAGCUUUGACAUUAUAUUUGAGUGGUACUAUAAUGUGUGCCGUAGCACCUACAAUGUAUUUCAUGAUUGCUGCUAGAGUCAUUGCAGGUGCAGGUAGUGGUGGUAUGCUCACUGUCACAGCAAUUAUCAUUUCUGAUCUAGUAUCAUUAGCCGACAGAGGAUUAUAUCAAGGUGGAAUUAAUUUACUUUUCGGUGCAGGAUCAGCUUCAGGUGCAGUGCUAGGAGGUUGGAUAGCAGAUGAAUAUGGAUGGAGAUCUGCUUUUUGGAUACAGGUCCCACCUGUUCUAUUUGCGUUUUUCAUGGUAAUCUGGAAGGUCAAUGUCGAGAGAGAAAAAGGUGAAGAUGUAGGAGGUCAAACACCUUGGGAAAAAUUCAAGGGUAUCGAUUGGUCUGGAAGUUUGAUCUUGAUCAUCUUGAUAUCCUCAUUCUCAAUCUCCACAUCUCUUUAUACUUCUUCGCAUUAUCCCCUAUCGCACCCAUUACCAUUGUCACUUCUCAUAGUGGCCAUAAUAUCCUUACCGAUCUUUAUAUUCAUAGAGAAAAAGGCCGCUCAUCCGAUCUUACCCCUAACAAUGUUAACUCGAGCACAACCUAGUUUAGUAUUAUUCGGUUUCGUGCUGACUACCGCUACCAACUUCUCAAGACUUUACAUGCAGCCUGUUUAUCUACAUGUUACAAGAGGUUUGAAUGGUUCUGAAACUGGAUUGUUAUUACUACCCAGCUCGAUAGUUGGUUCCCUUGCUUCUCUCUAUGCAGGAUGGCAUAUGCGAUAUUGGAGAGAAUACAAAUGGUUCCAAGCUGUCAUGUCUGUCAUACCGUGGCUUCAAGCUUUAUCGAUUGCGAUUUUCUGGGGUCCAGAGACCAACAAGAAUGAACUAUGGAGUGAAAUGGCUUUGGGUGCUUUAGGUGGUGGUUGCACGAUCACGACUUUGUUAACAUCCCUAAUAGCUUGUGUAGAUCCUUCAGAGAUGUCUUUAGCGAUAUCAGCAUGUUACUUGUUUAGAGCGUUAGGACAAGUUAUCGGAUUAUCAAUUUCAGCUUGUAUACAACAAACGAUACUGCUUUCAUCCCUCACGAAGAGGAUACCGGGUGAUACCGGUUUGAUAAGGAAAAUCAUUCAGGAACCAGCAGAAAUAUUACCUUUGUUGAAUGAAACUUUGAGAUUGCAAGCUAGAUUAGCUUAUUUAGAUAGUAUAAGAGGUGUUUUCGGAUUUGUCGUUCUUGGUGGAGUUGCUUUGACAAUGGUUUGUUUAGCUAUUAGAGGUAAGAGGUUGUAA
Molecule: messenger RNA, 1659 nt
Organism: Kwoniella shivajii
Lineage: Eukaryota; Fungi; Basidiomycota; Tremellomycetes; Tremellales; Cryptococcaceae
Exons: 10
Coding region: 1-1659 (552 amino acids)
Biological process (GO): transmembrane transport; basic amino acid transport
Cellular component (GO): plasma membrane; fungal-type vacuole membrane
Molecular function (GO): basic amino acid transmembrane transporter activity
Source: RefSeq, a predicted model, not a curated record